This is a messenger RNA of Acanthosepion pharaonis, 690 nucleotides long. NCBI's taxonomy places the organism in Eukaryota, Metazoa, Mollusca, Cephalopoda, Sepiida, Sepiidae. The record is from the annotation of a GenBank genome assembly.
AUGGUGCGGUUGUGGUCCUCUGAUCUACAUAUACUGAGAAGAACUCCCUUCGCUUUCAUCGAUUUUUCUCCCUGUCCUAUUGAGCAAUUUCUUCCAAUGCUCUCUGAUCGAUCACCAUCAAAGCCAACAGACGUACACAUUCUCUCUCUCUCUCUCUCUCUCUCCCCCUCUCUCUCUCUCUCUCAAGAAGCGGGGUGUGGUCUUGUAACACGGGAAAUAUUUAAUUUCUUCUUCUUCUUCUUCUUCUUCUUCUUCUUCUUCUUCUUCUUCUUCUUCUUCUUCUCUGUACUACUCGCUCUUUCUUUCUUUCUUUCUUUCUUUCUUUCUUUCUUUCUUUCUUUCUUUCUUUCUUUCUUGCUUUCUUUUUGCUUUCCCUCCUUUUCCUCUUUAUUCUCUAUUCAAACAUUCUCACUUCUUUUCCUUCCGAUCUUUUUUUCUUUUUUAUCUUUCUUUCUUUUCUUUUCUUUUCUUCCUCUUCUUUUUCCGCCUUGUCUUUUUCUAUGUGGCUUUUUUACCAUUUCUUUUAAUAGUGUUAAUUCUCCUACUCUUUCUUCUUCUUUGUCGUAUCUAUCUCUUUUUCUAAUCUUCUUUCAACAUUUGAAUUUUCGCCCCCUCACGAUUUUCCCUACUCUUUCUUUCUUUCUUUCUUUCUUUCUUUCUUUCUUUCUUUCUUUCUUUCUCCUCUCUUAA